UCCACACACUCCCACUGAACUCCAGUCAAUAUUUUACAGGAGCUAAAGAGACCGAGCUGAUACAAAAUGAGAGGACUUGUUGUCUUGGUUACUUUGGCCUGCUUUGCCACCGCUCAGCACCAAGCACUGAUUGACUAUUUGGAGCGGAGGCUGCUUGCUAUUGAGGACCGGAUCUCUCUAUGGCACGAACAGACCACCCGUUACGCCUCAGAGCUGCGGGAGCUGAAGCAACAAAUGGUAUCUCAGCUGGAGAACCUGGACAAAGAGAAAGAGGCGCUGAGGAUGAAUCUGGAUGGUGUGGGGACGAGGGUGGACCGAGUUGAGCGUGAACUUGACUACCUGGAGACUCAGAACGGGGCUCAGCCGUGUGUGGAUGUGGACGACAAGCUGAUAGAGCAGCAGGUGACUCUGGUGAAGGAGAAACAGAGAACCAAAUAUUCAAAACUCUCAGACUGCAGCGACAUGAUCUCCAGUAUAAAAGCCAUGAAGAUCUUGAAGCGAGUUGGAGGGCCAAAGGGCAUGUGGAGCAAAGACACCAGCAGGGGCUCGGGGAAGGUCUACAUCUUUAAUGGGACUGAUGACGACACCAUCCACGAGUUUUCCUCUGUGCAAGACUUCACUCGCUCACUGGGCAUGUCUCAGUCCAAGACCCUGAAGCUGCCGACGGCCUGGAAGGGAACAGGACACGUCGUCUACAACAAUCACGCGUAUUAUAUAAAUCAGGCUGAAGAAGUAAUGGUGGUUAAAUAUGACAUGAAGAACAACUCUGUGACAGACAGCGCAGUGUUUCCUGUCCAGGACCAUGUCCCCGUGUACGGCCUGACCCCUGAGACAGUGAUGGACCUGGCUGUGGACGAGGAAGGCCUGUGGGCCAUUUACGCCACACGGCAAAACAGGCACAUCUCUCUGGCUAAAAUGGACGCCAACUCGCUGGACAUUGAGCAGAUGUGGGACACGAACUGUCCGAGAGAGAACGCAGAGGCGGCCUUCGUCAUCUGUGGCACUCUGUAUGUGGUGUACAACACCAAGCAGCCCGGCCGCUCACGUGUGCAGUGUGUGUUUGAUGUCAAUGACAUGGUGACCAACGAAGAUGCGCCACUGGUUUACUUUCCAAAACGCUACGGAGCUCACUCCAGUCUGAAGUACAACCCACAGGAGCAGCUGCUCUAUGCCUGGGACGAUGGCUACCAGAUCCUGUACAAGCUUAUCAUGAAAAAGAAACUAGAAAUUUGAGCUGAUAACCCACCUACCAAACGCUUAAAUGAAUAUACCAGUGUUUUUAGCUCCUUACAAAUCAUGUAUAUUUAAUACAGCUGGGGACCAUUUGUAUAUUUUCACUGUACAGGUUCAGAUUUUUAUGUGUUUUUGGUACUUUUAAGGCAGCCAUUAGUUUCCACCUCAUACUAUUGAAACUUGAAUUGUAUAAUCACAGUAGACAUCAAGUCUACUCUUUUAAUACACGUAUAAAAUGCCGUACUGUGCUACUUCACAACUAUUACAUAAUUUAAAAAAUACAGUUGGAUACAAACCUGAUGUUCAGUAUGAUGCAUCAAACAACUCAAUAACAUUUCAAGAUUCUGCCAUUUGAUUAUUUUCAUACCAGGAGAUAAUAAUUCAUAGAAAACAUUGGCUGCUUUGACGUCAGGAAAAAUACAUUAAAAUCUGAAACACUAAGAUAGUUUUGAAAUAGCCAGCAAUGAUAUUAAGUAUUCAUGAUUUAUAGUGAAUAGGAUAAAAAUGCAAAAUGACUGGUAUGUUCCUUUAUGUUCAAAAAAGGGGAAAGAGUGCUGGAUUGUGAGAUGUAUCUGUACUUUCACAUGUGAACAUAGGCUGUGUUUUAUAUGUAUUUCCAGAUUUUGAGAGGUAUUAGGUGAUGUCUCUGUCUGAGGCACGGUGUUUCAUCACUGUCACAAUCAUAUUUCUAAUCAGACACUGCACUGCACUUCCAUCCAUACAAUCAACUCUGUGUCUACUGGUGGGUCAACCUGAAUAGAUUUACUGUACUGUACCUUACCUGUGAUCUCUUGUGCUACUGUCUGUUUCUAAAGUUGUUCCAAGUGCUUGUUUCUUUUUGUUCAUGCAAAUAUUGUGCAAGUAAAGGUCACAUCAUAAUUUUGAAUUAGUACAAUGCACCUGACCACUCACUUCAGCCUCGCUGUCAAAAUCUUUCCAUCCUAUACUUCAAACGUCUUUUUGCUCUCUGAAUAAAUUGUGACAACUUAAAUCUUGGCGGCCUAGCUGAGUGCAAACUGUUAUGUCAUUUCCAUAUGAAUCAAAUUCAUUGAACCUCAGCUCUUCUCACCACUGGUCAUGUGCACCACUUGUUCUCCCCCAGGGGAAGCCCCUGAGUCUGAGAACUGUGGCUUUAUGGUUAGUCAUUGACAAAGGUAACAGUCAGUGUAACAUCCAUAAUAAGUCAGUCUAAAUAAAGGCUUUAGUGUUCCUGAGCUAGUCAAGAUAUAACAUUACAUUAAUUAAAUUUCAUUCUGCAGCUUUAUUCAUUCACCAGUGUUAACAAAUUUCUAGUGUUCGGAUUGAUAACGUUUAAAACUAACUAUCAUCAUCACAAUAUAUAUGAUGUUGUCACUUAUAAAGCAUCCACAACCAUUUAGUCACUAUGGCAGACAACCUCAGAGCUGCCAUAAAUAUAACUGGGAUCUUAGGAAGAAACAGCUAGCUGGCUAGCACUAAUAUAUUCCUCUCUUUAUGCUUUAUGUAUUCCUCUCCCACAAGCUGAGCACAUAUGUAUUUUGUGGUGUUAACCUUUUACUAAAUGAAAUCACCAAAAGUUACAAAGCACACCACUAUAUGAUUUAUGCCCCUCAUAUAAUGCAACUGUUAAAUAUUAAUUUAUGGCUAUAACAUCUGUUUCCUGCUGUUUGCUUAUAAUAUUCUCAAUUUCCCACAGUUCCUAUUUUCUCUAAUAAUUGUUCAUUAUGAGAAUAUAAAUGGAAACUACACCUGUUAACCCAAGGAGUCUCUCUGUUGCUAUGUACAAUCAUAUUAAAGCCACUGUGUAGGAUUUGAACAUUAGACUUUUUCUACUCUCUCUGUUGCUAUACCACUUCUUUUUUUUUUUCAACCUGCUUCAUUUAAAUUAAACUUCUGUAUUGUUUGACAUUAUGUCUACAUAUGGCGUGACUAAUAAAAACUAAUUCACUCAA
Molecule: messenger RNA, 3164 nt
Organism: Seriola aureovittata
Lineage: Eukaryota; Metazoa; Chordata; Actinopteri; Carangiformes; Carangidae
Gene: olfml3b
Product: olfactomedin-like 3b
Exons: 3
Coding region: 67-1233 (388 amino acids)
Biological process (GO): signal transduction
Source: RefSeq, a predicted model, not a curated record